Macrobrachium nipponense is the source of this 533-nucleotide messenger RNA. RefSeq lists its product as uncharacterized. The transcript is spliced from 4 exons. The record is from RefSeq and is a predicted model, not a curated record. NCBI's taxonomy places the organism in Eukaryota, Metazoa, Arthropoda, Malacostraca, Decapoda, Palaemonidae. The coding region runs from base 21 to 440 and encodes 139 amino acids.
GUCACUCAGCAGACUUCAACAUGUUCUACAAACUCUUUGUUGCGUUGUUCUCCAUCUUCCUGGUCCUCGGAUCCUCCAUGGCAGAUCCUUCUCCCGAUCCGGAACCUGGGUAUGGCUACGGUGGCCGUGGGCAUGGCGGCCACGGAGGAUAUGGACACGGCGGACACGGCGGACACGGGGGUGGCCACGGCUAUGGCGGGUAUGGUCACGGUGGACACGGUCACGGUGGACACGGCCAUGGUGGCUACGGCGGCUACGGUGGCUACGGUCACCGGAGUCACGGUUACGGCGGAUAUGGCCACCAUGGGCAUAGCCACGGCUAUGGCGGGUAUGGUCACGGUGGACACGGUCACGGUGGACACGGCCAUGGUGGCUACGGCGGCUACGGUGGCUACGGUCACCAGAGUCACGGUUACGGCGGAUAUGGCCACCAUGGCUAACUUAGACUCCGAAUCUCCUUCAUGGCGUGUGGAGAAGAUUAGCGAUUUACUUAUCAAUAUCUGCAAAUGAAUUUGGUGUCAAAAUAAGGGAAA